Messenger RNA from Clarias gariepinus (North African catfish), 5960 nucleotides. It is a transcript of the gene pdcd11, whose product is annotated as programmed cell death 11. Gene Ontology annotation, molecular function: protein binding; RNA binding. Gene Ontology annotation, cellular component: small-subunit processome; nucleolus; nucleus. The transcript has 36 exons. Gene Ontology annotation, biological process: rRNA processing. NCBI's taxonomy places the organism in Eukaryota, Metazoa, Chordata, Actinopteri, Siluriformes, Clariidae. The coding region runs from base 158 to 5641 and encodes 1827 amino acids. The record is from RefSeq and is a predicted model, not a curated record.
CCCUAUUGGUCACGUUUUUAUGAGCUCUAUUCGAGUUGUUUGUUUCCGGGUCACAAACAUGGCACGUUUUUGAGAAGAACAUGUGAGUCUGUGGAAUCAGGAUUUAUAGAAAACGAUCGGAUUUUAGAUUCUGUAGACAUUUUUGUGUUGAAGCACCAUGGCAUCUGCUGAAGAGGAUUUCCCUCGUGGUGGCCCAGCCAAGAAAUCCUCUGAGCCCAAAACCUCUAAAACUACAAAGCCUCAUGUGGAAGUGGACAACCUUUUUGAGACUCGAGAACCCGAAGUGAAAAAGAAGAAGAAAGCUCAGGGUAAGCAUGAGGACGAAAAGCUGACCAAAAGGCCGAAAACCGAAGGCGGCCUGAAACUUAACACGACAACCAGCAUCAAUAUUCUCCACAUGAAGGAUCUGAAGGUUGGCACGGUGAUGCUCGGCUGCGUGAGGGAGCUCUCCAUCUUUGAGGUCGUACUCGGUCUCCCGAAUGGUCUUAAAGGCUACGUGCCCAUCUCUAACUUAAGCGAUGUCUACACAAAGAUCCUGAGCAGCGUGCUGGACUCUGGGGCCGAGCUUGAGGAGUUUGUGUCUCCCUCCAACGUCCUCACCCCGGGCCAGCUGGUCAGGUGUGUAGUGACGUCUCUGGACUUGUCCAAAGCGGGCCACGUCAGUCUCAAACUGUCCAUCAACCCGAAAGACGUGAACAAGGAGCUCAACUCCGGUUCCCUAAAAGCAGGCAUGACUCUCAGUGGUUGUGUGGAGAGCGUGGAGGAUCACGGUUACCUGAUCGACAUCGGCGUGAGCGGAACCAAAGCCUUUCUGCCCAAAGAGAAAACAAAGGACGAAGCCGAGACAUCGAAAAGAGAUCUGAAGGUGGGACAGUACGUGACGGCGAUGCUGGAGGAGGUGAAGAAUGAGGGACGGGUAGCGCGUCUUUCUGUGAACCCUACGGCUGUUAAUCAGACCUGCGCGGAGACGCAUCAUGGCUGGACGUUGAGUAACCUCUUACCCGGGCUGCUGGUCCAAGCCUGCGUCAAGAAGGUGACGGCUCACGGCCUGAUGGUAUCGUUUCUCUCCUCUUUUACCGGCCUGGUGGACUUCAUGCACGUGGACCCAGACAAACUGUCCACUUACAGUGUAGGGGACGAGGUGAGAGCUCGUAUCCUGUACGUGGACCCGUCCUCUCGUCUGGUGGGUCUGUCUCUUCGCAGCCACCUCCUGCCACCAGGGGGCGUCAUGUUGGACCACAUAACGAGUGAGCGAAUUGGAGAGGUGGUGAAGGGCUGCAAGAUGGCUUCUGUACACCACCACUCCGGGGCCGUGAUGGAGCUGCCGGACGGAGCGUCCGCCUUCGUGCACAAAAGCCAUUUGGAUGAACCCAAGGCGGAGUUUAACCCGAACCGACUCCUCGCGCAGCCUGAACACACGCUGAGAAUAACGGACUACUGCGCGGUGGAGCAGAUCCACAUGGCCACGCUGCGCAAGACGAUCAUCGAAGCGCCCUUCUUCAGCUAUCGAGACAUUAAACCAGGGCAGACCAUCGAGGGCACGGUGCAGAGUCUGGAGCGCUACGGCAUGCACGUCAAAAUCUCAGAACACAUUAAAGGCCUUGUUCCCAGAAUUCACCUGGCAGACAUCCUCCUCACCAACCCUGAAAAGAAGUACAAGGAAGACAUGAAGGUCAAAUGUAAAGUUUUAUCAGUGGACUACCAAAAUAAGAAGAUUAUUCUGACCAGGAAAAAGGCGCUGAUGGACACCACGCUUCCCGCGUUCCUGUCAUACAAGGACGCCCGUGUGGGUCUCGUCUCCCACGGCUUCAUCGUCUGCAUCAGGGAUUUCGGCUGCAUCGUGAGAUUCUACGGUGACGUCAAGGGCCUGGUUCCGACGUCCGAGCUGACCUCCGAGCCCACAGACAACCUGAAGGGCCUUUUUUACAUUGGACAGGUGGUCAAAGCCAAAGUGCUGAUGUGCGAUGCCGAAAAGGACAAACUGCUCCUGUCUUUUAAAAAAGUGACUCAGAGUGACAUCGAGAAGGUCCCAAGGGUCAAGUUCGACUUUGAAGUUGGAAAGAAAGUGAAAGCGAUUGUACGCAAGAAACACCAGACUGGCUUAGAAGUGUCUAUUCUCCCAGAAGAAAUGCCUGCUCUACUUCCCACAGUGCACCUCUCUGACCAUGUGACCAACUGCCCCCUGCUGUGGGCGGGACUCCAGGAAGGAGACACCAUCUCGGACGCUGUGUGUCUAAGCAGAAACAAAGAGAGCAUCAUUCUGAGUAAGAAGCCCUCGCUGAUCGCGGCUUUGGAGACGGAAAGCUUGGUUUCGUCUUUCUCCGAGCUGCAGGUCGGGAUGGUGAUGGUGGGCUGGGUGAAGAGCAUCAUGCCCUAUGGCGUCUUCGUCGACUUCCCUUACGGCCUGUUCGGCCUCGCGCCCAAAGCUGCGAUGAGCGAUAAGUUCAUCACCGACACCGCAGGAGUGUUUGAGAUCGGGCAGACAGUGCUGGCCAAGGUGACCAACUUGGAUCAGGAGAAGCGCAGGUUCUUGAUCAGCCUAAAGGUAUCAGAGGUGAGCUGGGCAGAGAGUGACGCCCAGGCCAGACUGAUCCAGGGUCAGCGAGAAAGACUAACCGUCUACGACACAAUCACCACGAGAGGUGUCUCGGACGUGCUGGAGCAGCUCUACUCCGUGUCACUCGGGGAUAAACUGAAGAUGACCAUCGACGUGACCAGAGAGGACGGUUCGGUCACGUUGACCUCAGAUCAGCUCAGAGACGUCACGGUGCUGGCCACCCAGCACCACGUGACAGAUGUGAACACAACUGCAGGAAAUCAGGUCACUGCUGUGGUGCUUCACAUUGACGUUUUGACCUCUGAGGUGCACGUGUCCCUCCUGCCGAGUCUCACGACCAAGAAGAAAAAGUUAAAGAAAGACUCCCAGCACACAGCAACAGUCCAGUACAUGGACAAAGACUUUGCCGUCAUCUCAUUGGGCGACACCGGUCACCUGACCGUGAUUUCCACCACCGUCCACCCGAACGAAACGCUCCGGUUCGAAUCGGAGAAGCUGUCCGUGGGUCGUGAUCUGACCGUGACCGUGAUUGAGCCGAGCAGCGAACACCUGGGGGGACGAGCUCUCGUAGAUCAUCAGCUCGCGCCGAAAAAAUACACACACAGCAAGUCUCAGAUCAGAGGGGAAGAACACAAGUAUAAGAUUGGGGACUUUAUAACAGCCACGGUUAAAAAGUGCAAACCUCUGUGUGUACACCUGACGUUGCCGAAUGGUGUCAUGGGAAGCGUGCACGUGUCUCAGGUGGACGAUUCGCCCAAAGUGGGAGGAUUCCCCACAGCGUCCCUGAAGGUCGGCACUGAGGUUAGAGGAAGGCUCAUCGGGGCUCAGGAAAUCCACAGCCACAAGUUUCUCCCCAUCUCGCAUCCUAACUUUGUCUUCUCUCGGCUGGAGAUCACGCUCCUCCCCAGCAAACUGAAUAAAGACGUGACUGUCGCCUUACUGGAGAGCAAGCCGAAACUGGAGUGCUUUAACCCCGGACAGGAGAUCAUGUGCUAUGUGUCUCGAUACAUUCCAUCGACAAAGUGCCUGGAGGUUGCGGUGUCUCCAAACCUCUUUGGAUCUGUGGAGCUGCUGGCGAUGAUCACUAAACCCAGAGAGGCAAAGAAUCCUCAAAAGCUCUUCCAGCCCGGCCAGUGUGUCUCUGCUAAGGUCGUCCGGGUCGUCCCCAAGAAGCAUUACCAACUGAAACUUUCCCUUACAGGGACGCACGCUCUGGAGAAGGGGGUCGUUACCAUGGGCAUGGUGAGGAAAAUCAUCCCUGAGGUCGGCUUGAUUCUGAACCUGCCGUUCGGGAAAUCCGGCAUGGCGUGCGUAACUGAUUUAACGGACGCCUACGUGGACGCACCGUUCGACCAGUACAAAGAAGACCAAGUGGUCAGGUGCUGUGUUAUUGGUGAAGAAGACGGAAAGUUCCAAGUAUCUCUGCGCCCCUCCAGUAUCCGAUCUGGAAAGUCGUCGAAAGUCAAAGACGUGGACGUGGGCUCCGUCUCGGACCUCCAGGAGGGUCAGAUCAUCCGGGGUUACGUGAAGAACGUCGGCGAGAAGGGCAUAUUUGUGAGGUUAUCCAGAUCAGUCACGGGACGGGUCCUGUUCCAACACGCCACAAACUACUUCGCAGGCGACUCGGACUUGUUCAGCCAACACGUCACCCAGAAUGCACUGCUGACAGCCAAAGUUCUCCACAUUGACGCACAGACGGGCCACGUGGACCUGUCCUUGCUCCCGGAGGACACCGGAGGAGCAGACAUUCUCCCAGAAUCCCUCGGGCUUCCGCUGCGCCUCAGGGGGAAGGAAAAGGAGAAGUACGACAAGAAGAAUGCCACAAGAAAGCGCAAGAUGUCCGAGAGCAAACAGGAUGAAACCGGACAACAGAAGAAACUCAAGAAAGAAGAAAAGGAUGCAGAGAUGAAGAAGAAGAAAAAGAAGGAGUCGAAGAGCUCGCAAGCUGAAGAUCAGGACAGCGGAGUCGAGGUGUAUUUCCGAGAAAAAGACAAGGAUAAGGCGAAGAAAAGGGCUAAAAGAGAGACUGCAGCCUCAGCCGAGCCCGGCAGGCUACAGCUAGCGUCUGAUUUCUCCUGGGACGUAGAGCUGAGCUCACUCAAACCUGCGGUUUCUGCCCAAACUGGCUACGAGUCCAGCGAUGACGAGCAACCACACCAUGAUCUUAAUAUGGCAUCAAAGAAGUCCCGACGGGAGGCGGAGAGAGAACGUAAGGAGGCGGAGCUCAAGCUCAGCAAGCUGGAGGCGGAGCUCAUGGAGGCGUCGUCCCGUCCGGAGAGCGCCGAGGCGUUCGAGCGUCUGCUGCUCUCGUCUCCAGACUCGUCUCUGCUCUGGCUGCAGUACAUGGCCUUCCAGCUGCAGGCCACACAGAUCGAGCAGGCUCGCACCAUAGCCGAGAGAGCGCUCAAAACCAUCUCCUUUAGGGAGGAGCAGGAGAAGCUGAACGUCUGGGUGGCUCUGCUCAACCUGGAGAACAUGUACGGUACCGAAGAGAGCCUUCAGAAAGUGUUCGAGCGAGCCGUUCAGUACUGCGAGCCCAUGCCUGUCUACCAGCAGCUGGCGGAUAUUUACGCCAAGUCCAACAAGAUCAAAGAAGCAGAGAGCUUGUAUAAGAACAUGUUAAAGCGCUUCAGGCAGGAGAAGGCCGUGUGGCAAAGUUACGGGUCCUUCUUACUGCGUCAGGGACAGAGCGACGCUGCCAACGCUCUCCUCCAGAGGGCGCUCCAGAGUCUGUCCAACAAAGAGCAUGUGGACUUGAUAGUCAGAUUCGCUCGGAUGGAGUUCCAGUACGGGAACGAAGAGCGAGCCAAGGCCAUGUUCGAAAAGGUCCUGAGCAGCUACCCAAAGCGCACUGACCUGUGGUCCGUCUUUAUCGACCUGAUGAUGAAGCACGGCUCGCAAAAAGAUGUCAGGGCUCUCUUCGAUCGCGUGGUCCACCUGAGCGUCUCGAUGAAAAAGAUCAAGUUCUUCUUCAAGCGCUACCUGGACUACGAGAAGAAGCACGGCACGCCAGAGAGCAUCCAAGCAGUCAAGCAAAAAGCUGUGGAGUAUGUGGAGUCUAAAGGGACCGGCGCUGCUGAUUAAUCACAGAACACCAUUAGAUAUGCGGACAGUAAUCCUGUUGGUUUGGGUUCGGAAGGACGGAAUUCAUCUUCAUUAUGCCAUUAUCUCCGGUUCCUGGUAAAACUGCAUCAGUCUUGCUAGUCUGGAUUCUUCCGUGGAAUCUAAUUGACGAACUUAAUGGGAUUGAUGUACGUCAGCCUUUCGGCCAGCAGAAAACCGACGCGGAUGAUUAAGAUGCUGAUCAAUAAUUGUUUUUUUUUAUAUAUAUAUAGAUGGAACAGGAAAAUAAAAAAAAGGAUUGGAGGUUGUAGAGGAAAAAUAAAAAAAGUUUGUACUUGUA